GUCUUGGCUGUUGCGUGAGCACGUUGGUUACGCACGAACAUUACGUGCCUGAAGGCGGGCUGGGGCCUGGGAGAGGCCUGACCAGUCCAAGUCAGUCAGUCAGUCGAGUCAAGUCAGUGAAUAAGGGAGCGAAACAGCUUCCCCUCAGGGAGGCUGCGUGUGAGAGGAGCGUGAGGGCUUUUUUUUUUUUUUUUGCACGCACGCCCCCACCCACGCACGCCCUCGAGCUCUUUUGUUUUCCUCCUCCGGGUGAAUUACUUCGCUUCACCUCGCCGCGCGCGCGCUUUUUUUCGGUUUUUUUUUUUUUUUUGAAACUCCCCUCUUCCUGUCCGUCCCCCGCCUCCUCCCCCUCGUCCUCUUCCGCCGCCACAAGGAGUUGUGUGUGGGGAGGGGGGGAGGGGAAGUAGUAGAGGAGAGGAGAGUCGUUUCCGCCGGGGGUGGGGCCACCCCGCCGCAGCUGAGGGAGAGAAGUAAAGAGCGCGAAGGGAGAGAGCGGCCGGCCGAGUGAGCGGGGACAGCGGCAGCAACAGCAGGCGGCGGCGGCGGCGGCGAUCACCGACUCCGGUGCUCCCUUUCCCUCUCCCUCCCCCCCUCCGCCUCUCCUCCCCACCAGGCUCUCUCGCCUCACGCCGCCGCCAACAUGGAGCUCAUUACGAUCUUGGAGAAGACGGUCUCGCCAGGUAAAAACGGGGAGAAGGAGGGCUGGGCGGAGGCAGGGGAGGCGGCAUCCCGACAGGCCCCUCUCUCCAUGGGGAUGGGCGGGAGGCCAGGGGAGGAAAAACCAACUGCCUCCCCCCCCAUAUAGAAUAAUAUGUGGGGGGUGGGUGCUAUUUAAAGGUGGGUGGUCGAGGGGGAGAAAGGGGUGUCAAAGGAAUGCAUGGUCUCGGAAGGGAAAGGGAAGGCCACGGGGGGAGGGGGAAGCCGAGGAUGCCGGGCGUUUGGAAAAGGGGCUCCUGCCUUCUAGUGUGGGCAGCGAAGAGGUACGUUUUUUUGGGGGGGUCAAUGUUGGGGGAAGGACGAGGAAAGAGAAUGGGUGGGUGGGGGGAGGUCAGUUAGUUGGAUGGGUAUUUCCGCCAGCCCCACUGAAGCGGUGGGCCGAGAGUCGGUGGGUGCCCAGGCAGAAAGCUUCAUAUCCGCCCCUAUGUUGUUUAGGGGGGGUCCGUUGGGUGGUCUGAGUGGGUGAGGGGAGGGCGGGGGGAUACGAGCGAACGGCCUCUGCGUCAAGGGGGCAGCGAUGUGGGGCGGGGGGUCCUGUGCGAGGCGAGCAUGGAGGCGCCUCUCGUGGCACGAGGGAGGGAGAAGGGAAGGGUGGGGUGGAAGCUGCCUCUGCGAAAGGCGCCUCGGCAUAUGGCUGUGGGGCAAGCCGCCUUUUCUGCUCCUCGUGUGCGAAGGGCGACGGGUCUCCCCCCCCCGAUAUGUUCGCUUAGAGGGGGAGAGUGGGAAUAAGUCUUGUGUGAAUUGCGGGGUGGGUCGUGAGAGCGGGUCCCAGGCGGGGUCAGUAGAGGUCUGGGUGUGAGAUCAGGAUCUCUCGCAGCCUUUGACACUCGGACUGAGAUGUAGCGCCGGGGGAACUUGCACACUUACAUAAGAAAGCGGUCCAUGUGCAGGCCGGCAUUGGCCGAGGGUGGUCUUGUCUCUAGCCUGGGGUGCAGGCCCAAAGCGGAGAGGUGGGGUGGCAGCAAGAAGCGCCCCCGUGCUCAGAGCUGGCAGACUGGGGAAGUAGUCGCGGCCCAGCACAUGUUGGGGGAAGUUGAAUGCAUCUCUCCUCUCCCCCACUCCCAAAAUACGCUUCGAUUUGGAGGGAUGCGAUCUCGGGUCUCCAGAAGCGAGACUCUCGGGUGAUGCACACCGGACCCACUCGCUGUGUCGGGGAGGCGAUCUCCCCGCUAUCCCGCCUUUGGGGAGAGAAUGUAUCAUUUCUUUCUCUCUCUCUCUCCGCCCCCCCCCGGCCCGCCGUGAAUGGAACCGAGAAAGUGAAUUUCCCAGUCAUCUUGGGGUGCUUCUUGCUGAUAGAAACGAAGUUUGACUAGGAGGAGAAAGAGCUCCCGAGGCCCUCAGUAUCGGGAGGGGUCUGUUGCUGGACGCCUGGUAGGAAUGUGAGCAUGUGGGCGCUUCUAGAUUGGUGUGGGGUGUCAGCGCCUUGUUCAAGCAGUAGAAAGAGGGGCGAGCAGAUGGGGAAGUUACUGCUGAGCCGGAAUUGGGGGCCGCCACUGACACCCCCUCGUAUAUGUCCCCCUCCCGUCCUCCUAAUCCCCUGCAGAUUGCACCGAGCUUGAGGCAGCUCAGAAGUUCCUGGAACAGGCGGCCAUCGAGAACCUGGUAAGAGAAAAACCGGGCUUGGGCUGCCCUUGGGUGGGGUUUGGAAAAGCGAAAUCCCUUUCCUGUGUGUGUUUUAUUAUCAUUAUUUUUUUUAAAAAAAAAGCUAUAGCAGGCCGAACCGCCAUAGAGGGGCGCAGCCUAACUGAAGGGUUUUUUUCUCUUUUUUUCCCCUUUUUCUCUCUCGCUCUCUCUUUUUGGGGGGAGGGAGGGGGAAAUGCAGGAGGCAGCCAAUGGCAAGACUCCCGGGAGUCGCGCCACCCAAUCGUGAGGGCGCGCCGGGCCCGCGGGAGGGAAAAGGAAGGGGAGGGCGAUUUGGCUCUGCCGCGCUGCAUGCAUGGAGGGAAAGGCGGGGGGAGGAGGAUGGAUAGAUGAGGCCUGCGGGGGCCGGCCAUGUGGGGAAGCCGGCAUGAGUAGCUAGCUAGAUGCCGCCGGAGGAGGAGGAGGAGGCCGCCGCUGCAUGAAACGGGCCAGUCCGCCUAAGUGCUCGUAGGCGGGCCUACCUUAGGUUUCGUUUUUCCCUACUGGCUCCCCUCCCUAAUUUUAGGGCUUGCCGUGCUGGGCCUCCGAAUCUCCCUGCAUUUUACUUUCCGUUUCCAUUCUUUUGCAACUCCACCCCAUAGCCCUAUUCUUAAAACGUCUCCCUUGAAUUUGCAUGCUUUAUAAAUAAUAUUUUCCUCGUUUUCUUCGAGACUCUUUUUUGAAAUCUGUUGGUCUGUCUCUUAAUGCCCUCAGCACAUUUUUUCAGUUUCUAAAACUUUGUGAAAUAGUAAUUCAUUUCUGUAUGCAAAAGCCUUGCUUAAGAAGGCAAGUAGGGAUACAUUGUAAAAGGGGACACAGCCAAGUGGGUGUCCUGAGUAUGUCACCCACUAAACUAAUGUAGAAUGCAGCUUAGGUUAUGUACUUGAACUGACAGCACAUAAAGCAGUGAAGAAAAAUUCAGUUCACUGUAUAUUCUAGAAAGUAGGAGAGGAGAAAUGGGUAACUGAAGCCUUUUAUUGGAUCAAUUUAAGAUGAGUGUAUUGAAUUUAGCGGUUGAUCUCCACGCUGAAUGGAAAGGUGAUUGACAUUGCCUAGAUUAUUUGUUUUAAUAAAGGCAAAUGAGCCUGUGUUUCAGAUGAUGGACUACUUAGACAUGCAUACAUAUUUAGGAAAGAUUGUUCAACAUACAUUGAAAUCAGUAGUAGCAUGUCCCAAUUAGUUAUUAGACAGGUAUUACUGAGGUAGUGUUGCACGUUACAUUCAUUAUUUGAGAGAACCUUUAAGUGGCUCUUCAUAACUAACACGUCUUGGGCCCCUGCCUUUAAAAUCUGUGGGAAUACUCUUGAGGCUUUGGGUUGAAUCCAGCAAUCUUGGAGGCUUUCAGAGAAGUAUCGUUUCUGAAUUGCAUAUUAUGUGUUGCAUUGGCAUUGUUGGGUGAGUGAGUAACUUACUAGGCUUCAGGUGACAAGCUGUAUUCUAAUUUCCAUAUAGGUGCUUACCUGAAUCCUCCACCCCAUCCACCCUGUUUCUAUUUAAUUUGCAGGGUCAUGUUCUGUAGGUUGCUUUGCACUGAAAUAUUUGAUGUUAACACAUACUUGCUAUUUUUAGAGGUCAUGCUGUACUUUUUCUACACUGUAACAGUGAAAUAGAAAUAAAAGGAGUAAAGACAAGGGAACAUUCGUAUGUGUGUUACCUGAGCAGUGUCUUCCCGCCACCCAGUAGCGUUUCUGUGAAUAGCCUGACUGUUGCUUCUCUUUAAAGUUAAGCAACAGAGGGACUUUGAGAUGUUCUUGUAUGGUUUCAUACACCACCUGUGGAUAGACAGACAAUGUUCUUCUUGGGGUUAAAGCUCAUGAGUUAUAAAGAAGCAAGAAUGUUCAUGUGCAAGGUAAUCUGCACCAAAAUGUUCCUUUAGUGCUAUGCUGAUUUACUUCUUGUGCUGUGUAACGAAUGCCCUUGGCCCUGAAGAUCUUGCAUGUUUUAAAUUAAUGUUAAAGGUAACAUUAACUAUGUAAGACCCAUUGCCUAGCUAUCUCCCUGCCUUGCCACAAUGUUUUGGUUAAGGUGCAGCCCCCUUCCAAUCAAAGCAUCAUAUUUUAAAAAUUUAUCAGAGUUGCAUUCCACCCUCAUUCAAAAGUGUAUACAAGGUAUCCCAUUCUAUUCUCACAGUAUAUUUGAGAUACCUGGGGUUGAGGGACAGUGGUUGGCCCAAGACCAACUGGUGAGCUUUAUGACUCUGUGGAUUUGAAACUGGGUUUCACAAUUCAGUGUCUAGUGUACUAUUUGCUGCACCAUACUUGUUCUUACUGUGAGUCCUGCAAAGAGCUGAAAAAUAUUUGCAGGUCAUAUGUGCAAAGUGCACAGAUUUUAAGUGACCUAGGUCUAGGUGAUUAGGAGCCAGCUUUGCCACAAAUAGAAAUAAGUUAAUAAUUGAGUGCUAUCACAACUUUUAGACAUCAGUGACAUUCCCCUAGUGUCUGUGAAUUGAGCAUAGACUUAAAACCUUGUGUGUUAGAGAUGGGAAGGACAGUGCUUUCAGAACUUGUUUUGUCAAGGCGGUUUGUAGCUCUGGCCUUACUUGCACUCCCUGAGGUGAAGUCCUGUGUUGCAGUACUUUAGGAUUGUUUUAAGUUUUCUUCCUGGACUGCCAUUUACCAGUAUAACGUUCGCUGCCCCUUGAAUUCAGAGUUCCACACUCUGCAUAAAAUGCAGUGUGAUUUUAUUUUUUUAGGACAGAAUGAUAACUGGGUGGAGGAGGAUCAGGAGAUUGCUGCACAGCAGAGAGCAGGACUGAGUCAGGUUCUACAAUACACGGUUAAAUGCAUCCUAACCUUAAUUUACCCCUCUAUAGAUCAGCUUCAUUGCAAAAUUGCAACCAUCCCUCUUCACCUAAGCUCUCUAAAGUUAUCCUUUUCAGCCAUAUAAACACUUACCCAAGUUGCUUUCUAUCUACUCACUUGUCAACUGCUCAGAGUUUUCUCUCAUAUUGUGUAUGAGAGGGGUGAAUCGCCAUAAGCAUUCCAUAACCCUGCGUAGUUCAAAUGGGAGGUGCAUGUGUGACGUGUGGACCGCAUGUCUAGACUUGCUUCUUGUACCACCCGAGUUCAGGCUAAGGAAGUUCAUACUGGGUGGAUUUAAGGGCAGGGUAUAAGGCAGAGUUUGGCAAUAUUUUGUGGCCUGUGGGCAUAUUUGGAAACGAGAGAAAUUAUCAUAGGCAACAAACACAUGCCACAGCCGAAAACACACAACAUCAUCUAUUGGCUACAACAGAAUGCUGCUUUUGUGCCUAAUUUCACUGGGGGGGUUUACCCUGUGGGUGCCAGCGCAUGUGUGCACACAUGUGCAACUGCAGGAACCACAUUAGUGACCCUUGAUAUGUGAGAUCGUGUAAGAGCAUCUUGAGCUGGUGUAGGAUGAGGGAAAUUGGUUGAAAGAUAGAGAACGGAUUGGGAUUCUACAGGAAAGCUGAGAAAAAUUCCAACGUUCCUGUUUAGGGACCAGCCGUGGAUAGAGUAUGGGGGUGGAGAGGCUGAGAUAUGAAUAAUACCCAUGGGGAUUUGGAUUUGUUUUUCCUUUAAACAGAUACCCUCCAAGCUGCAUAACAAGUCACUUUUUGAAAGUGAGGAAAUUUCCAAAAGCAGUUAGUAAUAUGUCAUGGGUUUGUAUGUAAUUUCCAUACAAAGAAAGUAAAAAAAUUAUAAUAGGCAGCCCCAAUCCCUCAAGCACUCUGAAAUACUGACAAGUCUGUGAUUCGUAGACACCAGUACCAAGCUUUCAGGUGUCACUAUACUAAGAUUCCUGGAUCUUUGUGACCUGGCUAUGCUCCUCCAUCAAACUGGCCUGAGGAUGUGCCUUAAGUAAGCAUUGCAGUUUGUGCCAUUGGAUGUUCAACCACCCACCCUGUGCUGUCCCACCGUCUGCACAUCCAAACUGGGUAAAUAAAACUUGACAAAUAUCCAAACUCUACAACCUACCCUUUACCAUUUGCUGUUUUUCUUUUCAUGAUUUCUCUUCAGCCAUCCAUUACUAGUCUGCCAGUGCACUCCAGUGUCACUGAAAAUAAAGGGGGAUUUAAAUCUGCCAAGUGCUUUUGAGCAAAUUGCAGUUUAACACCCAUCCUGGUUUGUUGCUAGAAUUUUAUAGAGCCAUCCUAGUUGAAUGUUGGCUAAAUAUUUCCCAGUUCGUUCAUCAUAUUAACACAUGAAGACCUUUGGGUGACAGUUUCCUUAUUAGGAGAUCAUGUUCGAACAUGCAGAACAACUCCUGUGUCCUUCGGCAAAUUGACUGCUUUAAAAGCCACUGCUAGCUACUUCUAGUAAUUAGUUUGAAGUCACAUUUCUUUUACAGCAGGGCAGUCAGCACUGAGAUGUCUGGAAAAGCCCCUGAGUCAAAAAGGACACAAUUGAUAGUAACUUUGUGUACUUGCAUAGGGUGGAAAUGCUACUGAUACUCAGUGUAGCUGCACUGAAGAUAGUUAGCAUGACUAAUAUUAGUUUCAGUAGGUCUAUCUUGAAUAGGACUUGGUUGGAUACCAUGCAUUCAUUUGCCUACCGUAAAGAUCAUGUGCAAAACAACAGUUGAUGGAUAUGAUGUACUUACCUUCUUCUUCUGUUGGUAUUAUUAUUAAUGCCUUAAUUAUACUGACUUGAGGGUAUAAAUUUUGACUCUGUAUUAUGAGCAUUAAGAAGUAAUUGUGGAUUUGCUUAGUUGCUAUCUACUAUGCAGACCCAGGGGUGGGGAACUUCCUGCCUAGGUCUGUCAGGCCUCCCCAUUUGGUCUGCAAGGCUGUUAUGACCAAGCCACACCCAUUUGCUCUGAAUCGGUGUGGGGCAGGUAAAGAUGUAGCUGGACUGGAAGGUGGAGUGCAGGCACUGACCAUCUACUGAUUGGUGACACCUGCAAUACCUGUGCACACAGCUUUGUAGGCUCAUCGGAACUUGGAAAGCACAGUGCUUUUGCCUGCAUGGUUUAAAUUCACAUUGCACGGGCAAAAAGAGGUCACCUGACUGCAUUGUGACUUCAGGUGAUGGAUAGCUCCAGUUCCCCAUCCCUGAUGUAAACGGCUUAUGCCCACCUUCUCCUGCAACCCUGUUACAAUCCUGUUGUACAACUUUGUAGGAAAUUCUGCAUAUUUGGGUUGAGUUGUAGUAGUCUAGUCCUAAAAGAAUCUGCUUAGCAACUCAAGGAGAGAACUGGAAUUGGGAUGGUUCUGCCAUAUAGCAGAAUGUAGCAACUUGUUUCAGGUAGUAUCAAGAAGUGGGAUAGACAGCAGUGUCUGAAUGCUGCAACAAGCCCCCUUAAAAUGUUGGCCCUACUAGGGUAGAGUGAAAUGAGGAUUGUUCCAUUUUGGCUCAAGCAGAAUAUCUUGAGCUGCAAUGGUCAUACAUACUAUCUCAGCAAUGGUGAAAUCAGAAAAUAAAUUUCCAUGCAAUAGAGUAUGACACUUGAGAGAUGUAUUCAAAUACUGUAUGAGCUUGAGCAUGGAAUCAUUGACUGACUUUCAGCAGGUUGCUGUGUGUCAGUUCUUAAUCUAUAAGGUAGGAGUAACCAGAGGUUGCUUGCACUAUUUGUUUCACAGUUAUAUAAAUUACUACUAAGAAGGACUAAACAUGUAUGAUAUUACAUAUUGAGGUGUGUAUGUACUUUCAGCUUGGGAAAGGUAAGAUUCUUCCAUUCUGGUUUUUGACCCUUAAAUUCAACUGUAAAUGCUGUCACAUUCAUGCAAAGGUUAGAGUUUAGGCGUAACUACUUCUUCACUCAAGGAAAGAUGCAAGCUAGCUUCAGUUACUGAAUUGUAUUUACCUCUCUUUUUUUGGCCAGCCCACUUUCCUUGUGGAACUGUCCAGAGUGCUGGCAAACCCAGGGAACAGCCAGGUUGCCAGAGUUGCAGCUGGUUUGCAGAUCAAGAACUCUCUGACAUCUAAAGACCCUGAUGUUAAGGCCCAGCACCAGCAGAGAUGGCUUGCAAUCGAUGCCAAUGCUCGUCGAGAAGUCAAGAAUUAUGUACGUAAAAAAUACAGCAUUUUUGCUUUUCUUCCCAGUUGUGUUUGUUCAACCACCCUGUUAUUCUAUAGUAAAUGCAGAUCAUGCAUCUACAUCUGUGUUUUGAGACCUUGCUUCUCAGUUUACUUUUCUCUUGUUUAUUUCAAAGUCAAAGAAUCUGUUCGGUCUCUGGCGUGUGAGAUUGUUUUCUCAGCUUAAAGAGAUUUCUUACGGUGACCUCUGGGAUCCUAUAAUAAAAUUGAAAGUCCCAUGCCCAGAAGAUCUGUGUGAUCUAGUAAUAUAGCUGAAAGUCCCCUCUGUCCUUGUACCAACAGUAUUCCAAGUGUGGCGGCCUCAUCUCUUGUUCCUUUCCCAUCUCCUUACAGGUUUUGCAGACCUUGGGUACAGAAACCUACAGGCCCAGCUCAGCAUCACAGUGCGUUGCUGGCAUCGCCUGUGCAGAGAUCCCCAUGAAUCAGUGGCCUGAACUUAUUCCGCAGCUGGUAGCCAAUGUUACAAAUCAGCACAGCACAGAACAUAUGAAAGAGUCGACAUUGGAGGCCAUCGGCUACAUUUGUCAAGAUAUUGUAAGUGCCUACUGAGUCUGCUGUGCUAAAAUCUGCUGCUUUUCCCCCCUGCACCUGCUCCUGCUCUGCUCCUCUGCUCUUUAGUGGCUUAAUUUGAAUCUGAACUGCCACUCGGUGGGCUCAUCCCCCAAAUCAGUUAUGUUGUGUGUCUGCCACUUCGUCACACCAAGGUAAAAACUAAUCUGUAGAACGUGGUAUCUGUGUUCUACAAUUUCAUGAAGGAAAGCUCUUACAGAAAGUGUGUGUAGAUGUGAGUGUGUGCCAACAGAGGGAAGACUGCUGUGGGAGUGGGGUUCUCAUUUCUUUUUUUCUGCUUCACUUCCAUCUCCACCAUGCCUACUGCUAGAGCCAGUGUGGUGUAGUGGUUAAGAGCAGUAGUCUCGUAAUCUGGGGAACCGGGUUUGCGUCUCCGCUCUUCCACAUGCAGCUGCUGGGUGACCUUGGGCCAGUCACACUUCUUUGAAGUCUCUCAGCCCCACUCUCCUCACAGAGUGUUUGUUGUGGGGGAGGAAGGGAAAGGAGAAUGUUAGCCGCUUUGAGACUCCUGAAGGGGAGUGAAAGGCGGGAUAUCAAAUCCAAACUCUUCUCUACUGUUGCACUGGUCCUCUUGCCACAAAUUUCUUCUUGUUCCUUUUCCUCUGCUGCGCCACUGUUCUUCAAGGAAAAAAUGCUCUGUUCUGGGAACCUAAAUGUUUGAGGACUUUCGCUUGUGUUCCCUACAAGAUCAGGCAUGCUGCUGACCCAGAGUAACUAGAUACAUUUGUUAUGGAGAAAGAGGCAUGCAUUUAUUCUGUACUUGCAUAGAACAUCUGUCCCUGUAGGUUAGAAGUCGUAAGUGAAUUGGGUGCUUAGCUGUUCUGUGAGAUACCUCCAUGCUGGUUGUGAUCUAGCAAAGAAUCUCCUCUUGACAUUUUUUGCUUAUUUUGAUUCCUGUUUUUAGGAUCCAGAACAGCUUCAGGACAAGUCUAAUGAGAUAUUGACAGCCAUUAUCCAGGGCAUGAGGAAAGAAGAGCCAAGUAAUAAUGUGAAGCUAGCGGCUACCAAUGCACUCCUUAACUCUUUGGAAUUCACCAAAGCAAAUUUUGACAAAGAGGUAAGUGGUCAGAUGUUAGUGCGGUGGAGAGUGAGUGUGGCUGAAGAGGGAAACUAAUGGGACAUGAGAAAUAAAUCCAUGGUCCGUGAUGAGAAACCAUGCACCACUCUGAGUUUUGAUGCAUUCCCAUUUCUGCUGAGACUUGGAUUUAUGUGUUAGCAGCCUGUUAUGAGAAGCAUAAUCCUAUUGCAGUGGUGAAGAGUGAAUACUAAAUCGACUAAAAUUGUAACUCUCAAAUAAUCCUGUGAAUUUUAACUGAUAUGCUACCGGAGGCACUCUAGGAACUCUGUAAAAGAGUUUUGCAGCUUGUAAGCUAGCACCUCCUUCCAUGCCCUUGAGUACAUAGUACAUAGGGAGCAAAGCAGUCUCUUGGGUAUUCAGGGCCUGCAAUUUGCUUCCUAAGCAGUCUGUGCUCUGAAGCCUAGUUUGUGUGUUCUUCUCCAUCUUGGGGUGUGAUACUGCCUGUGGGUGAAUUCCUUUGUCUGAAUUUGCUGCGUAACUAUUUCUCAGGCAUUGCCAGUGUAUUUCAGGCAAGAGCUAUGUUUUAGCAUUUUUGGAAAAGUAGUGCAGACCAGCUUAUCAGUCAGUACAGGCAAUGUCAUCCCUGCCCUGAGCCUUUGGAAACCAUUAAAGCUGUCUCUGGAAUGGUGAUUGCAGGGGCCAGGUUUUAGGGUUUCCCCCCCUUCUUUUAAUUGGUUGAGGCAUGGAAGGAAGCUCUCAGGUAGCCUAAAUGCAGAUCUGUAAUCCUUGCCUCUUCAAUGUAGAGGCUUUCGGAAAGAACGAGAGAACCUCUCCGAAUGGGUGCAAAUCAUUUAUUUCAGUUUUCUACACCCGAGGAAUAAUUGCUGAAGUAAUCUUCCUUACCUUUUGGUAUCUAACUUUACCAGAAAACGUAAAGAUUAAGAAUUAAACUACUUAAUUAGCCACUUAAAAAAUAGAAAUAACUGCAGUGUUCUGGGAAGACAAUUGGGGUUUUUAAAAUCUUGCGGAGUCAGUUGGUACUUAGUAGUCUAACCCUUUUCUAUUUUGUGAAAAUGAGAAGUCCUGUUUUUAACAAGUCUUAGUUUAAAAAAAACUUAUUUCUAGCCUAUUAUAUUAAAAAACUCAAAUAAUUACUGGGAAAAGAAACCAGAGUGACCAAAUAUCGGAGCCUACCUUUUCACGUGGAAAGCAGAGUGAUGAAACCCUGAUUUGCUUUAUAUCCUGCAGUUUUUUAAUCUGGUCCUUGACUUAAAUGAACACAAGUCAAAAUAUAUUUGAUCAUGAUACCCUCAGCUUUCUUUUUGUAUAAGCAUAUUGCGUAUAGGUGACAAUGGUGGCUGACCUGUUUGUCAAAGCUGUCGGUAGGAAGAGGCAAUAAUUUAUGCCCUAAGCAUGCAAGAGUUUGAGCCUUUUCUGACCAUUGUCCAUGCUUCACUGGUGGGUUGCCCAUAUAUUGAGAACCACAGCUGGCAAGAAAAACUGAAAUUGUCAGUGUUGUAGUACACUGUUUUAUUUUGGAAACAAAAUACUUUAUUGCCAGGAAGCUUUGAAACUUCCAGUCCUAAUCAUCUCUGUUUCUCUCUUCUCUCUCCCUAUUUCCAGUCUGAAAGGCACUUUAUUAUGCAAGUAGUCUGUGAAGCAACACAGUGUCCGGAUACAAGGGUAAGUUAAGUCCUAAACUGUUGUCAAUAGUAACUGAUAGUAGUUCUGGUCAGUGUUCAAAACUCCCACUGCUCUAGGUGCGUUUUGCGACAGGGAAUUUCAUUAGUGUGAGCAGUUUCUGAGCUAUGGGCGCAGUACCACACCUAAGAUUUCAGAUUAAAACUGCAGAGUGGAAGGAAAGGAGGACCUUUUUCUGCCUCCUCACUUCCAGCUACUCUCUGAAGACUGGAGAAGAGACCCUCUUAAGAAUAUUAGGGGGGCGGGCAGGGGUAGGACUAGAUCAUGUGAAAAAUGAACAUAAUAUUUUAGCUGCCGUUCAUUCAUUUUCAACUUUGUAUUCUUGUUAUAAAAAAGUGUGCCUAGACACUCCGUUGUUGCGCCUAUAACCUAGGUUUAAGGUGCCAUUUAGCUCCUAGCUUUCAUAUCUCAGUUUCUAGCACUGGUCCUGGUAUUAUGGAACUAGUCAGAGCAUACUUUUUUCUCCAAAACGAGCAUGAGAAAUGUCUUUAAAUAAUCCUGUUUUUAAUUGUCCUUUAAUCAAGAUAAUCAAUAUAUGUGGUGCUUUAGAGUUGUGUACACAAAACAAAAGGCAUGUAUCUGUCCCCAAGGAACUUGCAAUCUAAAUUGACAGUGGCGCAGACAACCGAAGAAUGGGGAAAGGACAUCUGGGUAGGCAAAGUAUUAAUGUGAGCAAAUCCCAUUGUGCACCCUUAAGAUAGGUUGCAGUUGGAGAUGCGGGUUAAAAGGCUUGGAGAGAUUUGAGGAGGGGCUUGAUGUGGUCUGAGCAAUGGGAGAAACGAAUGAUAUCAGCAGUGGCGUUUUGGGUAGAGGUGGGAGGGUUGAUGCAGGCAGGUCAGAGAAAAGGAAUGUAAAGGCAGGAGAUGGCCAGAGCAUGGACCACAGUUUUAGCCAAGGGACUUCAAGAGGUGACAUUUUUGCCAUUCAUCAGCAAGAAGCAAUACGAUUUAGCAACAUAAUUGAACAAUUGGGGAGAGGAACACAAACGAGUUAAGUAUAAUGCUAGGGAUGCAAAGCUUUGUUUCAGUUGCAAGCAAACAUGAUCUACACCUGCAGAGGUGAUGCUUGCCAGUUGCUAUCAAAGGUCUGUCUAGCCCAUCAUUCUGUUUCCAGCUGUGACAGCCAGAUGCUGCUCAGAAGCUGGUAAGUAGGUGGAAUAGCAGUGCUGCUAUUUUGGCAGUGGCAGGUAAUCCGGAUCAUGCUUCCAUUUUCAGCUCUGGCAGCUAGUAAGUCAUUGGUUCAUACCUCUUGUGAAUUGCGGUGUUGGGUUUUGCAGUUGGAUCUCUCCUGAGUAUAUGUGGCUGCCUCAUUACCACGAUUGGCUGUCUACUGGGAAUGGGUCUGAUUGUGAACCUUUGUCUAUUCUCGUAACUUCAGUUAUGGUGAUUGUCCUAACAGACUGCAGAUACGGAGGUCAUGUGGCCCCAUAAUUAUGCAGGCUGCAACCCUGCUGGUUCCAAGAGGCCACUGGAGGGGAUGUGCUACAUUGAGCACUAGCACAAGACUCCUUGCCUUUGGUGAAAGCUUUUUGGUGCUUUGUCUGCAGCAUUAUUAUGAAAUAUAAGGUGAAUACAUCUGAUAAUUCACCAUAGGAACAAAAUAAGCUAUACUUGAUCAAGUCAUCUUUAUAUAUAUCUAUAAUAUUUAUUAAGUUUUCAUUUUACAAUAUUUAAACACCUUCAUUUUCACAUUAUUUUUGCUCAUAUGAGCUAGUUGACUUCUGCCCCUCCCGUCUCAUGGUUACUUUAAUUUUUAUUUUGUCAUUUUAUUUUAUUUUGUGCUUCUUCCUGAUUACGUUUCAUCAUUUCCGAUUACAAUUUUUUUAAGAAUAUGUAAAAAGGUAUAAUUUUCAUCAUUACAAGUCUUAUUAAGUCAAUCCUGCUAGCAUUCUUAAUUGUUUACUUGAUCAAGUCAUCUAUCUUUAAGGCAGCUUCCAACAGGUCGCACACAUAGGUUAUCAAGUGGUUGUUACAUGGUAGCAUCCUUCCUGCCAAACGGUGAAUUCUGCAGCUGGUUGGAAGUCUGGAGGAGGAAAUUGGGAGUCAUCAAUUUCUCCUUGCCACUUGGCAGGAUCACUAGCUUACCAAGAGAUUCAAUGCAUCAAAUCCUCAACGCGUUAAAUUGUUGCUUGGCAAAUGAUUGUACUUAUUUGUCCAUAACCGAGUAUGAUUCACACGAGCAUUUUGAAGUGAUGCCCUGCGGCAAUUUUCUUCCCUGGUGUUGUGACAAAGCAGUCUUGUGGGAAAUCGUCCUGGGUUGUGACAAAGUAAUCGUGUCUUGAAAAAUAAUAGAAAAUGAGCAUUUAAAGAGCUUGGCUGUGUAGGCAUUCCAUAAGAAUGGGUGCUUUAGAGUAAGGCAGGUUGCCUUUCUUCCAAGCCUUUUCAGAAUGCUGUGAGAAGAACCCUGGCAAAAUGGCAAAGCUUGUGGCAUUGCUGCUUUUAAUUCACUGCAGUGAUACUAUGGUCGACUUCAAUGGUUAUUUUUCAUAGCUAGGAAGGCUCACAUUUUCAUUACUAUGACACUUAUUAAAAAUACCAUAGGAAGGCUAUUUCUCUGGUACAGUGUGCAAAAUGCUUUACAUUCCUCUUUUUGUUCCAGUCUCCCAGUAGUUUUUCCCCCCAUUUAGAAUUGGGAAGCAGACCAUGAAUUGCUGCUUGGUCAACCAGUGCAGUAUUAACUGCAGAUUUUUUUGGGAUCCAUGUUCCACUGCUUUAACUGGUGCAACAAUAAGCUUUUUUUGCUUCCACAAAGCAUCCAUGGAGGUAAUGGGUCCUGUCUUUUUAUUUGCCUUUAGGUGCGAGUAGCUGCCUUACAGAACUUGGUGAAGAUUAUGUCCCUCUAUUAUCAGUACAUGGAGACGUAUAUGGGUCCUGCACUUUUUGCUGUGAGUAUUCAAGCCUGGGAAUCAAGAACGGAAGUGUAGGUACUUACUGUAGGUGCGUUGCUUUAGUAAAGCAGCAACAAUGAUCUCAAAUGCCUUCUCUCUCUCCCUCUCCAAAGAUCACAAUUGAAGCUAUGAAAAGUGACAUUGAUGAGGUAGCUCUACAAGGAAUUGAGUUCUGGUCAAAUGUCUGUGAUGAAGAAAUGGACCUCGCUAUUGAGGCGUCAGAGGUGAGUGAUCAGGGGGUGACAGUUCUAACUUUCUGUAGCAGCCUUCGGUCCAUGAUGAGACACCAUGCACCACUCUGACUAAAGUGAUGCGACGACCUAUAACGCUGAGACCGAACUUUCCUAAGAGCAGGAGGUGCUAUUAGCUUUGAAGGAGACAGGGCUUACCGUAUGUCCUGCUUAAGAGGAUAUUGCUGGACCCAAAAAUAAAGAUAACCAUUUGUAGUGCAGUGUUAUACCUUAAAGUACAAGCAAUAAGUGAUCUACAAGUGUCCAAUUGACACGUGAUGGCGCAUUGCAGCAACCCGGAAGUGGCCGGAAAGGGGGGCAAGGGGGGCUUAUGUUUGCCCCGCCAAAGUGCCCAAGAGUCAAGAAUGUUACCCCUGCACAGAUUGGUUGCUGCCUGCAAAUACAAACAGAACAAUACUUGCAGGGGGAAGGAGGUUUGGGGGAAGAGGGAGGGGAUAGGCUUUGGUACUGCCUACUAGGAAUAUACUGCAUGCAAAUAUUUCAAGGUGCAGAUCCAGAUGUCUGGGUGCUUGGUAUCUUUGUGUCACCUGCUGAAGACGGCUUUUUUGUAUGCUGCAAGAGUAAGUCCUCUGACCCCUGAGCAUUUUGGAGAUGGGGGCACCUAUUCCUUCCAGUGUAGAUCACACUUUUAGCCACCAAGAGGAUACACAAAGUCCUAUUACAUUGCACCACCAUCAAGAUCCGUAGCACUGGAAUAUAAUUGAAUGUAAUGUGAGCAUCUUGAGAUUUUUAGUGAUUUCCCUAGGAUCACGUUAACACGGAUAAUGACUUCUGCCAGAAUAGGCUCACUUAUAGGGCAUGACCAGAUCAUACAUUUCCUUCCAAACUAUAAGCAGCAACCAAGAUUUGGUUUUGACUUACCACUUGUUCAGCGAAAAUGAUAAGCCCAUGUCCAGACAACAUGGCAACCCAGACUCUGGCUUGUUUUGUUUGUGAGGGGGAUGUGUAGCAGGUUUUCUUAGUUUUAAACAAUGGUUUAAUAUGAUAUGUGAACUGGGCUUAGGUGAUCUUCAGAGAGCCCAGGUGGUAUUUAAAGUUUCAAUUAAGCAAGCCAAUUUCAAAUGGAUGAUUGAAACUAAUGGAAAUGUGUGUGGGUUUUGUUUUUAGGCAGCAGAGCAAGGAAAGCCACCGGAGCAUACCAGCAAAUUCUAUGCCAAGGGUGCACUUCAGUACCUUGUCCCAAUUCUCACGCAGACACUGACCAAACAGGUAAGUGAUGGGUAUGCCUGCGUCACUGUGCACUGUUAGUGUGGUUAAGGGCCUGUGGCAGCAGUUCUUGUAAGUUUGAAGGAACAGCGUUGGAAUAUCUCCUGCUCCCCUGAAAAUAAUAGUGUGGUCUUAACAAAAUAACGUUCCCCAUUCUACAGAGGACUGCCUUUUCCUAUGACUUGCUAUUGUACAAGCCAUGGCAGUCUUUGGUCUGUGGUGAGAUUGCAUUCACUCUACUCAUCAGCAAUGUCCCACCACCUCUACUUGUUGCCAUAUAGAGGCUCAGAACUCUUGAGUGCUCUCCACUCCAUCCAAUAGGAGGCAGUCUCUUUGAAUGAACACUCUGCUCAGGGCUGGACCAGGAGGUGUCUUGCGCGUCUCAAAAACUUUUUAUUUCUAGCAAACACAUAAGUAAUACUUCAGUUUUGUUGACCUGAAGCUGUCCCUUAAUAUAUGCUACUCUUUUAUAUUAAGCUGUUACAUCUGAGUUUUUAAUUAAAAACUACAAAAUGGGAGCUUCAGGAGGAUUGUGUAUAGGCAAUGGGUCUUUUCGGUUCAAAUUAAGCUUCUUCGUAGUAUUAAAAGUAUUACUUGUACUGUAUAGAGCAGUUACCACAAGAGUGCUCUGUUUAUAAAGUAGCUUUCCAGUUUCUACUGGGAAAGUAGUCAACAUUGCUUCAUGUGUGUGGUAACCAACAUUUUUUUUGCCUUGUGAAAUUGACUCAGCCGUACCUUGGAAGUUGAACAGAAUCCAUUCCAGAAGUCUGUUCGACUUCCAAACAUUCGGAAACCCAAGCAUGGCUUCUGAUUGGCUGCAGGAAGCUCCUGCAGCCAAUCAGGAGCCGCAGAAGCCCCGUUGGACAUUUGGGUUUCAAAGAACGUUUGCAAACCAGAACACUCACUUUAGGGUUUGCAGUGUUCAGGAGCCAAAAUGUCCGAAUAUCAAGACGUUUGGGAGCCAAGGUACAACUGUAGUUUGCUUUGGCCUGGAUUCUCAGUUCUACCUACUAGUUUCAAAAAUGUCAUGCCUUGCUUACUUAGUCCAACAGAGAUGGAUUUGGGUGUUGUCCCUUUCACCUUAGGAUGAGAAUGACGAUGAUGAUGACUGGAACCCCUGCAAAGCUGCCGGGGUCUGCCUCAUGCUCCUGGCCACUUGUUGUGAAGAUGACAUUGUUCCUCAUGUUCUGCCCUUCAUCAAAGAACACAUAAAAAACCCAGACUGGCGAUAUAGAGAUGCUGCAGUCAUGGCAUUUGGAUGCAUUUUGGAAGGACCAGAGCCCAACCAGCUCAAACCCCUUGUUAUUCAGGUAAGAUGUUGCAGUAGUGCAGGGGGGGGGCUUGAACUUUGGAGCCACGAGGGCAUACAUAGUAUUGGCAUUGGCUUGUCCAUUUGUCCAGUUGCUUAGAUUUGACUAGAAAACAUCUCACUGCACUCUGUGAAGUAGGAUAUACAUAGGGGCCAUAUGUGGUCCUUGGUCACCAGUAAAAAUGUGAUGUGUUUUUUUAAAAAAAACAUUUUAUUACAAUGAAACAAUAAUCUUACAAAUGCAUUCUGAAAUAACCCAUAAAAGACCAAAUCAUAGCAAUAUAAACCAAACACAUUUGUCACAGGUGGCAUAAUAAAAAAAAGAAUCAGCAUAACAAUUCAAUAGACCUUGGCUCUUGUAUAUGAGAUGUCAACAAACAAGACAUCAACAAACAGCAAGACAAUUUGCUUCAGAUUCCCUUUAAUUACCAGAUGUGCCUUCUUUCUACAAAAGUCAAAGGCCCUGAGGAACAUGAAUAAGCUACACAUUGUGUGCAUUUCUGUGUAGAUCAUGAGUCAUGUCUGACAGUAGGAAAUACUGUAUGGACUUUCCUUUAUUUUUGGUAGAAAAGGUGGUAAAAUUUGUUGCCACAGGGAAGUUUUAUAUCCCUCCCCAAAAAGAAUACCAUGGCAAGAUGAGCUAUUGGCCAGAGAAGAACAGCUUGUUCCCCUACCCCUGCAAGAUCAGAAAGAAUGUCCCUUCGCCAAUUAUCUAAAAAGCGUUAUAUAAAUAUAAAAUAAAGAGUAUUGACUUCUUAAUUAUCCAUUUCUCUUCCAGGCUAUGCCUACCCUAAUAGAAUUAAUGAAGGACCCCAGUGUAGUAGUAAGAGAUACAACUGCAUGGACUGUGGGUCGGAUCUGCGAGCUGCUCCCGGAAGCAGCCAUAAACGAUAUUUACCUCGCUCCACUGUUGCAGUGUCUAAUUGAAGGCUUGGGUGCAGAGCCUAGAGUGGCCUCCAAUGUAUGCUGGGUAAGACAGAAUCCUUUUUCUGUGGUGAGGCUUCAUCAGAAGAAAACGACUAGUAUUUGGGAAGCAGCAGCUGUGCGGAGUCAAAGUGGUGGGGUUGCGUUGCUUUUAUUGGUGCAAUAUUGGGAAGUGACUUUGUGUUUAGGUUUUGUACAAUGCACACCUGGUUCAGCCAGUGGGGCAGGAAACCACUUAGGACUUGUGCUGAUUCUAAGUUGUGGUGACUACUGUUUUAAUUUGAUUUUAUAUAAUGGGGAUAAGGGAAGCAAAGGAGAGGUGUAUGGAGUCAGAUUCAAAUGAAAACGAUUGUCUGCUAGCGGAACAUGCUUUCCUGAAACAGUGUGCUCCUUCUAAGCUGUUGACAUCUGCUGUCUUUCAGGCUUUCUCUAGUUUGGCAGAAGCUGCUUAUGAAGCUGCUGAUGUGGCUGAUGAUCAGGAGGAGCCUGCAACGUACUGCUUAUCCUCAUCAUUUGAACUAAUAGUUCAGAAACUAUUAGAGACCACUGACAGGUAAUGAAGCCUGUAGGCUGUGAGCCGUUGCCCUUCUGUAAAAAGGUAAAGGGACCCCUGACCAUUAGGUCCAGUCGUGACCGACUCUGGGGUUGCGGCGCUCAUCUCGCUUUAUUGGCCAAGGGAGCUGGCGUACACCUUCUGGGUCAUGUGGCCAGCAUGACUGAGCCGCUUCUGGCGAACCAGAGCAGCGCACGGAAAUACCGUUUACAUUCCCGCCAGAGCGGUACCUAUUUAUCUACUUGCAUUUUGAUGUGCUUUCGAACUGCUAGGUUGGCAGGAGCAGGGACUAAGCAAUGGGAGCUCACUCCGUGGUGGGGAUUUGAACCGCUGACCUUCUGAUCAGCAAGUCCUAGGCUCUGCGGUUUAACCCACAGCUUCAAACUCCUUAGAUAUUUCUGUUGAGAAGGUAGGCCUAGUAAAACCUGGUUAAGGCAAAAUAUCAGUAAACUUCCAUAGAGGUUGAACCAUAUGCAUCCACAUGAGUGCAGGAAAAGCACAGAAUGCAGCUUCCUAAAAAGGAGUUGGCGUUCAUACACACACACGUGCAUAUACAUAAAAUGCACAUCGUUGCACAGUUAUGCACAAUGCCGUGUGCACAGUGUAUUCAGAAUUUCAGAAGUCAGAGUGACUGAAUAAGUUUCUGCUGCAUCCCUCUCAGGCUCUUUGCCCUUACAUAUGACUAGCAGAAGCAGCAGGGUUUUCUGUAAAAUAAUAAAAUAUGCAGAAUCAUAUGAAAUCAUGCAAGUUUGUUUAACAUGCAUUGAUUGUGCAGGUUGCAAAAUUCCUUUUCUCUCAUCAUAGAAAAUGGGAUAUCCUGGUACAGAAAUGGUCCAGAAUGGGAUAUCCUGGUUACAGCUGUGGUUUUCUUAGCAUAGGGUGUGGGCAGCCCUAGGCAUAGGCGCCUUGAAGCUUGAGUUUUAUAAUGUCACAGUUCCAAAAGGGAACUUUACUUCAGGCAGAGAGGAAAGGUAGCUAACUUCUCUUAAGUACUAGAGCAAAAUUGGAUUGCAAAAUCAUAUAAACUAAAGCAAGUCAAAGCAUUUGGUUAGCUGGCUGUGCGCUGUCUCAUACUUGGCAACCUUUCAUUGUAUGCCAACCUGAGAUCUUGUGCAUAUCUACCUUAAUAUGGUCUUUUAAAAUACCUUGUCUUGCCCAUUUAUGCAAUGUACAGCAGCUUUUGCCUACUUUGUGCCCUCCAUAUGUUUUUGGACUGCCACUCUCAUCACACCCUCCAACAUGAAAGUACUUUAUGGGCUUUCAGCAUAUUUCUGGAUUGAGCUAUGAUCAUGCUUUAUACUUCAAAAAAUAAUUGGCUGAGUUGACUGCUUAAAUGUUCCCGGCCAUGGCCCCCCCCCAGCCACCGGAUUGGCUGGCUGGCGAUGAUGUGGCCGGGAUCCCCCGGGCAACACGGGACUUCGUCCCCCGGAGGAGAGGGGGUGGCUACGGAGUCCACUGCAACUCCUCCCCACAGGUAAGUGGGGCAGACUUUCUGAAAUAGCUCUGUUGUCGUGGAAUUGUAGAAGUGAGGAUAAAAGCACUCUGGCCACCCCUGCCAGGCAGUGGUACCUGUGCCAACAAGAAGAGCCCCUUUUUCCUAAAAGACCCUUAUGGCAAAGGAAAGAUUGAGCAUGGCCAGACUGCCCAAUUAACCACAUUUGUUGCCUGCUUGGCUCUUCCCAUUUCUUUCAGUUUGAUCUGCCUUUAAUGGUCUUGCUAUCCACAUUUCAGUUAUGCCGGUAGAGAGGUGGACAAAAGUUAAAUCAUGCCAUGAUGGUUAGCAUUUAACUUGAAUUGUGUUCUCUAGGUGGUUAAAAGCAAUCUUUUUCUUUCUACUUCAGGCCUGAUGGACACCAGAAUAACCUAAGGAGUGCUGCUUAUGAAGCUCUGAUGGAAAUAGUGAAAAACAGUGCCAAGGACUGUUACCCUGCUGUUCAGAAGACAACUUUAGUCAUUAUGGAACGGCUACAGCAAGUGCUCCAAAUGGAGGUUAGCUGGAUGGCAAAAAAGUGUUGAUGUGUGCCCCAACAGAUGAGUAGUGCCGAAUGGAGUAGUAAUAUAACUUUGCAGUGAUAGUGGAGGUAGUUCUUUGUGUCUUCUUACAUGCUUUCUAUCAUUUCCUGCAAAGUUCACCUAUCAAUUUUGGGGGAGGGGGCUUAGUAUGUACAAAGACUGGAAUAUAAGAGCCACUUGCUACCUGCAGUGGGAUUUCAAAGUGUACAUAUUUUGUAAGCUGCCUUGAGAAUUCUUUUAACUUUGGAAAGGCAGCAUGCAAAUAAAUGAUUGGUUGAUUCAGGUUAUUUUUCCCUGAUUUAAAUGUGUUUAUCUCCCUCUAAUCACAGUAUUGGCAUGUAAACAUAGGCUUUCACCUAACAUAAUCAUAAGAGACCAGAGUUUGUUCUGGUUAUAGAAUUAUUGAUGCACUGUGCUAUUCCUAAUUAUGAUAUCUGGAUAUAUGUCUUCUUUUCAGUCCCAUAUCCAGAGCACGUCUGAUAGAAUCCAGUUCAAUGAUCUGCAGUCUUUGCUGUGUGCCACUUUACAGGUAAAAACUUGUUCUUAAAUUUAUAUGCAGCGUGAGGACAUACAAAAGUACUUAGUGUGAGGGCUAGUGAGGAGAGAUCAAGGGAAAACAGAUACGAGUUGGGAUUUUUCACAAGUGUCUCCAGGAAUACUUCUGUAACUCAAACAUGAGAUUUUUUCUUUUCUUUUGAAGUUGUGAAUAAGAAGGCUGCCUAGAAAUAUCUUAACAGGGGGUAUGGAACACAAAUAUCAGCUCAUCGCUUAAUUGAAAGGGUGUCUUAAGGAAGGAUGGUGAGGCAGUAGAAGAUUAAUACUGGAGGGCACUGAGGUAGCUGACAUGGUGCCCUACAGAUUUUUAUGGACUACAACUUCCACCAUCCUCACCAUUGGCCAGAUUGCUGGGGUUGUUGGGAGUUGGAGUCCAGCAACAUCUAGAGGGUACCACAAUAGGGGCGACCUAUUAAAGCUAGCACAUUUCCCAUCAUUCUUCCUGCUGCAGAGUUGUAUUUUAAGGUCAGAUAUAAGCCAGCCAGGACCUACUCCUACUCUAAAAUGAAUUGCCCAGAGAAAGCCUCUGCAGUGAAGUUUGAAAACUCCGGAUACUGGAUCCUCUUCAUUAUAUGCCUUUUCUGUGGUGGCUCCCCAUUUGUGGAAUGCUCUCCCCAGAGUGGUUCACCUGGUUCCAUCAUUGCAUGUCUUUAGGUGCCAAGCAAAAGCAUCCCACUUAACCCAGGCCUUCAUCCAUUAAACAAUCUGUGGUCUUUUAAAUGGGAUGGGGGGGACCGUUGUUAUGAAUUUUUCUGCGAUUGUUUUAUUGCAUUUUAUUGUUAUGCUAUGUAAAAUAUGUUUUUAAUGCUGAACACUACCUUGAAAUCUUCAGAUAGAGAGUGGUAUAUAAAUUGAAUUUAAAAUUUUUAAUAUAUAUUUUUACACAUAGAUAAACUCAAUCUGCAGAGUUCAUGGCUGUUCACCUCUGGGUGUGGGGGGGUGUAUAUAGGAUUGGAGGGGGGGGGCUGACAUCUGGGGAGAAAAUCUGAUCUGAGAGCCUCUGUCUAAGUUCUCCUUUUCUCACCAAAAUCCCAGAAUGUCCUUCGCAAAGUGCAGCACCAAGAUGCUUUGCAGAUCUCAGAUGUGGUGAUGGCAUCUCUCUUGAGGAUGUUCCAAAGCACAGCAGGGUCAGGAGGUGUCCAAGAAGAUGCCCUCAUGGCUGUCAGCACCUUGGUAGAAGGUCAGUGCUUUAUUCUGUUCAGGGGGCGUCUUUGGAGGGAAUAAUUCUUCAGUAUAUAAACCAAGGUCUGCAGGUGCAUGUUCAAUGGCCAUGAAGCUCUCAGAAUGCUGAUGUAAUGCUCCAAAACCCAAUCUCACGUCUGGCAUUUCUCGCUAUAUUUGGGGUAGGAAAGUGGAGGAUGGGGGAGCCAUGGCCAUGGAGAGAACUGCUGGAGGCUGUACCAGGAAUCAGUGGUACUUUAAUUGGUUGGAUUGCUGCCUGGACCAUCAGGCUGUAGUAGUCAAUAGCCUGGUGUUGUGGAACUUCUUUCCUGCCUAGACCAUCUUUUAUCAAGAGAAGGAAGUGUUUGCUUGGAAAAAGUAAACUUCUGAUGAGAAUGAGGACAAUAUGAAAGGAUGGAUGUGGAGCGUGGGAUCUCUGUUAAGGCAGAAUAGAACUUGUAGGGAGGGGGUAAAAUGGUUCUUUUCAGGAAGCGAUUAAGCAAAACAUUCACCUUUUAGUGACUCCUGGGGUGGUGUAGUCAAGUUUGCCUGCUGCUUUAGUAUAUAGUAAUUGCAUAAUAGGACUUAGUUUUAGGGCCUCACUUGGCAGCCAGCCAGAGUUUGUGGCUGCUGCCCAUGCUUCCCUUCUGCAGAGGUGGGGACUGCAGGGUCUCAUCUCUGACCAUGCUAGACUUCAGAGCUGUUUGGAAGCAAAGUGAGUUUUUGCUGCUUUGGAGGACCUCAACUCCACUUCCAUCGCAGGUAUGAGCCUUCCACCUUUCUUCUCUAUCUGAGGAAGCCUGUGUAGCUCAUUUGCAGCCAUUCUGAGCUUUGGAGGUGCCUUGGAAUUCUAGAAACGAGGUCAAACACAAGUUUAUCACCUUCCACAUGCUGCUAAGUUUUCAUCAGCUUUUUUUUGUCCUCUGUUGGGAGCUACCUUUUAUGGCUUCACAUAUUCCUUACGGAGAGAGGCAGGCCUCUAUCUUGACUUCUGUUUUGUUUUUCUAUUCACAUGGCUAACAGCACAUUGCACACAGCAGUUAUGACUAAAGAAAAAACAAGACCCGCCAUUUAAUUUAAUACAUAACGUUGUGUAUUUCUUAAAGCUCCUUGCCCCAUACUAACAAUGCUUAUAAGGGAUACUCCUAUGUAAAAAAAAUAGCUAAAGCUGCUAUGCUGUACACAGCUGCCUGGGAGUAAGUUCAAUUAAAUACUGAGAUUGGCUUCUGAGCAGACAUGCAUACAAUUGCCCUAUCACUGUUCGAGGUGUGGAGAGUUUUAUUAGACAGUUACUUGUUCAGAAAGCUUUUUCCAGUGGUUAUGCCACCCUGAUAACCUGAAGAGCAGGAUAGCAUUUUGAUGCACACUGUCAAAGUGAAGUAAUGGCUUUAAACUAGUUUGAGAUGAAUAAGGAAUUUGUUUCAGAAGAGGUUGGUAUCUGUAAUGCCCAACUUUUAUUCUAUCAUUGAGUAGCUUUCUGUUGCGUGAUUUGUUGCAUACUGAAGAGUAGAUCCAGUUAUGUUAGUUUUCUGGACUCCCCCCCCCCCCAAUGCCUAUAUAUCAAAAGUGAGAAACCUCUGACCUGUAGACAGGAUGUGGCCCAUGGCAUCUUGGCAUCCAGCCCCACAACCUGCCAUUCUCCAGCACCUGCAUUAACUAGGUAGAAAAAUUUCCAUGGAAAAAUAAAAGUAUUGAGUGGAUCACAGUGAGCCCUCACCACCAUUCCUCCUCUUCCUUCUGACGCUUCUAAUAACCACAUAGUAGAUGAGAAAUGAUUCAUCCUAAAGUUUAGACUGCAACGGUUGAUCGUCUUUUUGUGUGCCUUUCAUACCACAUUUUUUAAAAAGAAAGAGCAUUGUUGCAUAGUGUACGCAUAAAUAAGAAACCUAGGUGGAUUAGAUGUGGGUUCUGGGUAUAAAACACCUGGGUUCAAAUCUCACUUAGCUUGGGGCACUAACACAGCCUUUGGACUAGCAGGGGCCUCUUUUUCCAUGCCCUCCUUUUUGUUCGGAAACUAGUUAUGUCUUGAAGUCUCCCUUGACACUUGUGUUCACACAGCUGGCACCAGAGCAGUUUCCAACUGUGUUUUGGAUGUAAUGCUCAGCACAGUUGUUUCUGAGAUGCAAAGGGAUGGUGGAAUGACCAUGUGCCCAGGCAGAGAAGCACACAAGCCUGUGACGCGCUGACUCCCAGUUUCCUCACCAUCUUAGGAUUGGGCAGUGUGCUUGCCAUCUGCAGCAAGCCUCAGUGUGACCUUGAAAUCGGUUCUCAUCCUUGGUUCUCUUGUCGGAAGAGAGGAGGAGGAGGACUGGGUGGAGGGGAGGUCUUAUGGGGCGCUUUUUAGACCAGCAGAUUCUUACUACUGUAAAAGUAGAUAUGCCAUCCAGAUAAGUAUAGAUGCAAUAUCAAAGUAGCCUCAAUUCUUUGUAUCAUUAACAACAAUGUGUUAUUGACACGUGGAUUCAGUAUAUCAGAGGUUGGGAGCCUGGGGCUCACAGAUGCUGUUGGAUUUGGUUCUCAUCAUUCCCAUCAAACAUGGCCAAUGGUCAGGGAUGAUGGGAGCUGUAGUCUAGCAACAUGUAGAGGACAAACGUGGAGAUUGUGGUCUUCAGGGCCUUAAUUUUAGAUGCCCUAACUGUUUCUUGUCUCCCCCACCUUCUCCAUAGUUUUGGGAGGAGAAUUUCUCAAGUACAUGGAUGCCUUCAAACCUUUCCUGAGCAUUGGGUUGAAGAACUACGCUGAAUACCAGGUAAGGCUCUGGUCACUCACAGAACAUUUUGGUUUUCUUGGGUUUAGUUGGCCUGCGUGGUGUGAGAUUUGGAACACAUAGGCUGCCCUAGGAAAGGAGGUGGGGAGCCACCAGCCCAAAGGUCAGAUGUUGCCUCAUUUGGAAACUUAUUUGCUGCUCAGUCUCCCCUGUACCCCAUGCCACAAUUAGACUUCAGAAAACCUGCUUACUCCAAUAAGAGUAUGGUGGGGAGUUACUUUUAGAGAGCAAGAGGGAAUGAAAUGUGUGGAGCUGAGAUGUUUUACUCAGUAGCAUCUAGGUAGUAUUGUCUAGACCAGCAAGAAGUUCAGGCAGUAAUUUCAGGUGCAUGGAAGAGGUGAACAAACAGUUACUGAUCAGAACAAUAAACAGAUGUUACCUGAACAGGUUGCUUGUUUUAACAAUAUAAUCCUGAGGCUAUAGAAACCUGAAAGGUACUUUGUCUCUUUCCCAAUUGCUCUUCCUUGCUGAUUCCAGUUGCCUUGAAAUCCUACUGUCAAUUAUGUGCAGCUCCUCACCAAUGCUCUAGAGGGCCCCAGGGUAUAAUUUGGUGAAAAGAUUCUAUGGGCUUCUGUGCGUUUUAAAUAGUGCUAAAGCUCAGAAGAGGAAUCAACCUCCAUAGAAAGCAACAGCUUCUCAUCAGGAGCACAGUGCUGCUACACGAUAUCAGCUUAUUAGUCCAAGUCAAAAAUUGCAUGCCAUAGGAGCACACUUGCUUUGAAAUCAAACCCUGGAUUAGCAAAGGUGCAGAAUUAUUGGUAGUGUGGUGGGCAGGCAAAGACACUUGAUUAUAGUACCACAGCAGGUGGAUAUCCUGUGGCCCUCCAGACAGGGCUAGAUGACAAGGCGCUGUAUUCCCCAGCCAGAAUGGGUACUGGUGAGGGCUGAUGGGAGCUGUAGUCCAACAACCUCUAUGUUACUAGGGAAGACGAAAAGACCCCCCCCUCUAUUUAGAUCUGUAACAAUAAUAUAAAGCCACACACAGAUCAUCAUAAUCAUCAGCAUGUCUGAAUCCCACAUUUCCAUGAUAAUACUCUAAAUUAAAACUAAAUUGGAAUAUGCCAGGAAAACUUUGGAUAGUUUUCAGGGACCAUAUUUAGAGAAUGAGCACAGGAAGGGAACCUGAUAUUGCAGAACCCCCUACACCAUCCACAGCUACUGGAUAGGAGGUGCAUUCCUGAGAGCCCCCAUAGUGCUGCAUGUCCAGAUUGAAAGCUUAAGCAUCAAUUGAUACAAAUAUGGUUUAAAAUUCAGCAUAGGGUACUGCAAACGGAGAUACCUGCUUAGAAGUUGCUGGAUUCGUAGAGCACUGUGUAAGGGCAUCGAGUUCCAAAGUCUUGGAAAUAUUUUGCUAGGCCAGGGAAAAGGGGUGGGAUAUGGUGAAUUGGAAACUGAUUCGAUUAGAGGGUUUAUUUGAUAGAUGGAUGUAGCUCACUAGUAAUUGAGUUUGGUGUUGAGAGUUCAGGGAAGGGCAUUGCUCCUAGCAAGUAUUUGGCACUACAAACUGAUGGGAAGCUGAUUCCCAAGUAUUGCUUCUUUCCAGCCAGCAAACCAGCUUGCCUCCUUCCCGCUCCUUGUACCUCUGCAUAAAACAGUUAGCAAAAGCUAUGACUCUUCCAGGCGCGUCACACUUGAGCCGUUGCCUGCCUUGCUGGCUUUAUUUAGCCUUUUUAAUAGGGCACGGGUAUAAUGAUCAGCACUAGAGGGGGUGAAAGUGACUCACGGAUUGGGUGGGUGUAAUGCCUUUCUCUUCUCUCCACAGGUCUGUUUGGCUGCAGUGGGCCUUGUGGGUGACUUGUGCCGGGCUCUGCAGUCCAACAUCCUGCCUUUUUGUGACGAAGUUAUGCAGCUGCUUUUAGAAAACUUGGGGGUGAGUGCCUCCUCCUAGUUAGCUGUUUGAACAAGGAGGCUGGCAGAAAUGAUCUAGAAAUGAGGGGGGAAAGCUUCUAAAUAGAAAUCCCUAAUAUGCUGGAAGACUUAACAGGUGUAAACAUUAAGUAGCUACGCUGGCUAGGUUUUUGGGCAAAAGAAGCUUUUGUCUUGCACAAGUUUUAUUGGUUGAUCUCAGUGUGCUGAUGGAGUUUUAUUCUUCCUCUCCCUUCCCGAUGCUUACAUACUGUGAGGGUCAAAAGUCACAAUUGCAAAAGAAGACUCUAAUCCAGCGAUUGAUAUUUCUACAGUGAAUGGGAAUAUUGUACCUACUUUGCCACAACUGGAAAGGCAAAGGGCAAGAUACAUGAAUAAAGCUUGUGUAACACCUGGGUCUUUUUAUCUUUUCACAAAAGUUAACGCAUCUUGAUAAAUUAAAAAUAAAUAAAUCUGCCUCUCCUGCAGCUCAGGAUCCCAAUCCUAUGUACUCUUUCUGGGGGGGGGGGGGGCUUAGUCCCAUUGAACCCCAACUUAUUUCUGAGUAAACAUACAAACAAUCUUACCUAGGUUGCUUGGUUAAAACUGGAAUAAGCUUUCAGUACUUUCAGGAUAGAGUAUAAUAGAGAUGCAAAAUGUUUUCACACUUAAUAUAAUUGCUCAAGGUUUUCACACUUAAUACCAUGAAUAAAAUAGCUCCUUGUCCUUACAGAACGAAAAUGUGCAUCGAUCUGUGAAGCCCCAGAUUCUCUCGGUGUUUGGUGACAUUGUUCUUGCAAUUGGAGGGGAAUUUAAGAAAUACUUAGAAGUUGUACUGAAUACCCUACAACAGGCUUCUCAAGCCCAAGUUGAUAAGGUAAGGCCUGGAAACCUGGGCUGCUGUGCAGCACUGUCAUAACCACCCCAGACUGAUUGCUGCUGUGCUUUUUUGCCUUAGUCUGACUAUGACAUGGUGGAUUACCUGAAUGAACUGCGAGAGGGCUGUCUUGAGGCCUACACAGGAAUCAUCCAAGGGCUGAAAGGAGAUCAAGAGAAUGUGCAUCGUGAGUAUUUAAAGUUGGACGAACAAUUUCAACAUCUUUAAUUUAACCAACUUGCAUGUGGCUCUUGUGAAGUGUAAUGUGGGCGAGAAGACGCUCUGUCCAAAUCUCUAAAUUGCCAAGUUCUUAUCUCAAGGGCUCUCAGAGGAGUUGUAGUAUAUUGUCUUAAUUGCCACACCUGUGAGUAGGCUGUUGAAUAUGUUUUUGUGAAUGGAAAAGCUGACCAGGAGCUCUGAAAGUUGGACAGAGUCAGCAGAUGACCUUUGGGCUAGUUUCUCAUCACCUUGUAUCUUAAAAGGGUUAAGUUCCAUUAUUCUUACAAAGCCGUUAGUCUUAAAUAUUACACAAUGAAGGGCUGCAGAAGAGGCAAUCCACCCUGAGAUCUGUUGCCUGUGUCUCCUACUUGCUGUGCUCUGGGACCGUUGACUGCUACGUUCUGUGGCUGCAGUACAAUUACAGCAGUGUCGGUUUUCAAGAAGAAAGGCUACUCCAUGUUGACUGAAAUAGCAGCAAACUUGGAUGCUCACCAUGUGUGUGCUGGCCACUUAACAUGUUGUGUGUGUAGUCACUUAAAAGAAAUAUUGUUCUUGGAGUCAGCAGUCUUGACUGAGGUGGUGUGUGUGUGUGUGUUGGGGAGGGGAGAGUAUUGUGGGUUUCAUUUGGACCAUAGGUUGUCUGUAGUGGAUCUGGGUGCUUAAAGAAAAGUUUAAAAAGUUUCUGCAAGCAGAAAAUAGCUUUGCAGCCAGCCAAUAAAACUAAAUGCUGCUUUCUUUUCAGCGGAUGUGAUGCUGGUGCAGCCCAGAGUAGAAUUCAUCUUGUCGUUCAUUGACCAUAUUGCCACAGACGAAGAUCACACUGAUGGGGUUGUAGCCUGCGCGACUGGGCUCAUAGGGUAAAUGCCGACAACUUAUUUGUGCUUUGGGGAGUGGGGAACUUGGAAGUACCACACUGAACCUCAGGUGCCCCCUGUGAAUCACAUUUACCAUAAAGGCAAAAUGAGGUAUUUUAAGCGUGGAGCCUCCACCAGUUUUACAUGGUGCAGCGUUAAGGGACUUUACAGUAAGUAUGGGUAGUUUGUAAGCACACCUUUAAAUUUGCAAUUGAUGUGGAAUAGGAUGACCAGUUCACUGAAUGUGAACUCAUUUUGCAAAGGCAGUCUUUAGACAUCAGCCGUCUGAGCCAAACUGGUGGUUGUGGUACCUUGCUAGAGUGAUGUUGUCCUUCAAUGAUAUUCUAACUCAUAACUAUACUUGAGUUGGCUUAACAAUAGUAGAAGAACAUAAAUAAGCAAAGACUUCUUAAAAAACAACAACACUGAAACCCCAGCAGAAAAGCAGCAAUAUCUGCAGCCAACAUCCUAAGUCUCCAAAAGUAUUUUCUGUUGAGCUUGGCCAUGCUUAAAUUGUCAUACUUCUACAAGGAGGUUAUUUCAUAGUUCUGGGUAACUGUAGGAAGGGCCUGUCCAUAGCAGUCCGUAUGUGUGCUCUCCCCCCUUUUCUCUGUGGAACAGAAAGUUAUAAACUCAAAAAUGGCAGCUAACUUGAGAUAAAGGCUAGGAGGAGCCUCAUUCAGCUUACACAUUAAUAAAGAGAUUUCUAUUUGUACCCUUGUUUAUUUCCCGUAGGGAUUUGUGCACAGCAUUUGGGAAAGAUGUCCUCAAGUUGGUAGAAGCUAGGCCCAUGAUACACGAACUGCUAACUGAAGGAAGGAGAUCAAAGACGAACAAAACAAAAACGCUUGCUACCUGGGCCACUAAAGAGCUGAGAAAACUGAAGAAUCAAGCUUGGUAAAGAAGCUAUUUCUGUUCCUCAAAGCAGCUUCACCUACAUAGUUUUUGUUAGAGAUGUGGGGACUAAUGUCGGCCUCAGGACUUUAAGCCUUCAGUAAAGAACAGUUUCUUUCAUCUGGUGUUUUUCCACCACUUGCUGAAAAAUUCCGUCAGCCUGGAAGCCCAUCAGAAUGAAUUGUGGAAAAUAAUCAAACUUUAGUAAUUCAGAUGGGACGUGGGUGGCACUGUGGUCUAAACCACUGAGCCUAGGACUUGCCGAUCGGAAGGUCAGCGGUUCGAAUCCCCGCGACGGGGUGAGCUCCCGUUGCGCAGUCCCAGCUCCUGCCAACCUAGCAGUUCAAAAGCAUGUCAAAGUGCAAGUAGAUAAAUAGGUACCACUCCGGCGAGAAGGUAAAUGGCGUUUCCGUGUGCUGCUCUGGUUUCGCCAGAAGCGGCUUAGUUCAUGCUGGCCACAUGACCCAGAAAAACUGUCUGUGGACAAACGUCUGCUCCCUCGGCUUGUAAAGCGAGAUGAGUGCUACAACCCCAGAGUCGUUCGUGACUGGACUUAACUUUCAGGGAUUCUUUACCUUUACCUUUUUAUGGAGUCUCUCAGUCCUGGGCAUACAGUGCUGUAGAUUGUAUAGCUUAGUGGAAGUGGAAUUGGGUGCUAUAGUGCAGCAUGUCAUAAGAUGCACAUCCUUAGUUUAAACCUCAAUAUGUGUGAACUUGGGAGCUUUCAAACUGUGUUUUGAAAACCCUAGAAGUCAUUAGAAACCUAUCAGGGGUUUCUCAAUGAGAAGAUCAAUGAAACUGGAAAGUUGAAGAUAGCUUUUCUUCUACUACUUAAUUUUUUAUUAAAUUUAUAUCCUGCCCUUCUUCCCAAAGGUUUCUCCUACUGAUUCCCUCCCCAUCCACUCCCAGUUUACAUGAAGCAGUGGUGAAGACCAGUAUAAGCUGAGUGUGAAGCUUACAAAACAUUCCAGAAUUUGAGUGGCUUUUUCCCGCUGACAAUAUCCCUUCUCUUACAGAUCUGUUACCAUUGGGAUGACACCUGAGACCCCCACUGGAUAAUCUCCAAUCUAUUGAGAAAACAAACCCAACCCGGAAGUGAGGAGUGUGCACGGAUGCUGAGUGUUUGGGAAUGAGAGGAUGAGUGAGUGAGAGGCUUAAAACACACCACGGUGAAAAUCCAGCCACGGCAAACGGCAGCAGCGCUGUUAAUGGAGCUAAUCACUGACUUGCGUAGCAACGAAACCUUGUCAUCGCUUGCCUCCAGGAAGUGGAAAAUGAUUGGUUUCCAUACUUCAAUGCGGUCUCUUCUGACAAGAGACAAAGGACUAACUUCUGUGUCUUGUCGCCAGUGAAGAGGGAGAUGAAUUAGUCUGGAGAGAGAGAGAGAGAGGAAAGCUAGCUUCAGGGUCAAUUCCGAGUGCUCAUAUAAUAAGGUCUGGCUUUCGUUGCUGGAAAGAGGAGGCGGUGGGAACCCCAGCUCACCUUUCGGGAGGGGAGUUUUUGGCCACUUGUCAGUGCACGAGAGAGCACGAGAGAAACGGGACGGGUGAAGGAUUUUCUUUCAAGAGUGAGUGUGUGUGAAUGAGGCGAUAUCUACAUUCUCAACUUUUAAGUCAUUGCAGUUAAUCUUUCCCAAAAAAAAAUAAGAGAAAUACUGAAGAGGUUAGCAGUUGCAUUUCAUAAAACUAACAAAGUUCAGUCUACUUGAAGCGGCAGAAGAGUAAGAGUUUAAGGGGGGGAGGGGGGAAGAGAAGUUGCUCCGUAAUAGGGCUUCUUUAGAGAAACGCUGGUGGGAUGUUCAAAGCUCCCGUCGUGACACUUUUUCACGAUCUUGUUUCAUUAAAAAGCGCCUUUCCUUCCUUAAUUUUGUUCAACUGUGAAUGUAGAAACCAAGGGGGCAGGGUGGGGGGAGGCGGGGAGGGUGUCCAGAAAAAAAACAAAAAAACUCUCACGUAUUAGUAGAGAGAUUAGGAUCCAAUUCUCCAAAUGGGAUGCAAGGCUUUAAAACAAAACAACUAUGCUAAAAAAAAUUGGCAACGACAAAAACCCAAAGGGACACAGCCCCUCUCUUGGCGUGAACAAAGUAGCCCGAACCACACACAACUGUGCCAAAGAGUUAAAAAAAAAAAGGAAACAAAAGUCCAAAUGAGAAAAAGAAACCUUCAGGAAAUAUUUUGGAUUGCAAAAAAUGAGGAUGAAAUUCAAAUGUUCAAACAAAGCAAAAAGAUAAAAGUACGAUUUGGAAACCUCUUGGCCUAUUGGUUCUCUUUAUUUGAUUCUGAAUAUGGUAUUAGUCUUGCUGCACUUCAAAAAGGAAAAAUUUAUAUAAAUAUAUAUAUACUGACUUGAGCUUACACAGGAUGGCACUUGUAAAAGGUUAUAUUUUUCCACUGCAGUUAAAGAUUAAUAAAAUGGUGUCAAACAUUCCCCCAGUACUACUUUUUUUUCUAUUGGUCUUUCCAGUAAACAGGAGAUCCAUGUUACUUCAUUAUUGUUAUUUUUUAACAAAAGAGAGCAGUUCAGAUAUGGGCAGCUAUGUUCUAGGUGUACCAGUUUAAAUUCUAUAGUUCUAUAACAUUUAAAACAAUUUCUUAAAGGAAGGGGGAGAGGCAGCUGUUCUAUAGCUGUUUAGGAUUCCUAGACAAAGGUUGAAGGGGGGAUAAGACGCACCUGCUUCUAACUAUGCAGCUGUUGAUGCUUAGGGGCUUUUAAAAGAUGGGUGCUUUUUAAGCUUGCCUUGUCAGGAAAUCUAAUGCCUUGCAAGAAGCAUUUCUUUUUUAAAAAACAAAAAAAUACCCUUCCUCAUCCACUCCCAUCCCUUCUCCGGCUCCACACUUCCCCAGGCUCGUCCUGGGAUCCUCUUCAGUUGCCCAUCGAUGGAAAGCAAGCAUGCCAGUUUCUUGUACAGGGUAUCUGACGCGUGCCUUCCAGUGCCAGGUUCAGAAUUGCAGCCCCCACUGCUGACUUCUCGAACCAGUGUACAAAAAGAGACCAGGUGAUGACUAAGCAGGAAGCUCCAGCAUGAGUCUGAAAGAUGGGCUUUUGAGAAACCUGGGUCCACCUUAUCUUAAUGCCUUUUUUUCCUUUGGGGGACACCCACGAAACGAAAGCCAUUCCUGAAUUUGGGGAGAUGGGUGUGUGAAGGGGAGAUCUGAUCAUUCCUCAGUGCUACUGAACUCUGUCCAGUGUUGGCUGUUCAGCUGUAGGCUGCAGGUAAAUAAAGUACACUGAGUUAGUAGUGGAAACCAAAAAAAGCGUGUCUUACUUUUUUUCUCUGUCUUCCUGCCCUUCAGUGUUUAAAACGGCAGAGGCUGGAGCUACAACCAGACUCUGUUUUAAAGAAAACCUUUCUUCUGAGCUAGGCUUGGGGGUGGGGGUGGGGAGAAAGAAUCCCAUACAUGCUAGAGACCGAUAAUUUCUAUUUCCAUUCUUUACUCUUCUACAUAUUCUGUGCAAGCUACUUAAAGCAUGCAUGCCCCUUUGAUUCCUCCUCGCUUUGGGGGAGAGACUAUAAAAUAUUUGGAGGCUUAUGUGUGCCUUAUAAUUAAUGGAAUGCAUCUGAGAGGCUGCAGAUUUCAGCUGCUCACCAGCUCUGCCUUAAGUAAAAUAGAAAUUACUGUGCGACUUUGGGUGUGGAGAAGAGGAAAUGCUGCGUAGCUGGAAAUGCAGUCAGCGAUACAAACUGGCAUGUUCAUCAAAGUGUUGUUUCCUAACUGCACAGCCAGCCUGGAGGCAACCGCUUCCUAUAGAUGCAGCUAUUUUAGGGGAAAUGUGUGUGUGGUUCUGGUUCAUAUUGGAACAGGCCUUCCUGCUUCAUGACUUUCCGAGCUGAACACAGUCCAUCAACCAUGGAUUGUGGCCUGGCAGGUGCUCUGAGGUUGAGGUGAGCUUGUGGACUGCGUCUGAUUCAUAGGUAGCACAAGUCAGUCUCGAGCUUCUGGGAUAUACAUGAGUAUGUUGUUUGCAACACAUAACACACUUUUUAAAGGGCCUUAAAGGCAAGUCUUGUUUUUGAGUGUCUGCAGAAGACUUCCUUGAGUACAGUAUGUCUGCUGCAUUAAUGUUUAGUGUAGCAACUGGAAAUGAAAUCCAGCCUCUUCUUUUAUUCCAAGGAUUUGUGUCCUAGUUGCCAGAGCGGUGAGCAAUAACUUGUUGAAUUCCUCGUUAAAAUUAGCAUGAAAUAACUAACAAGUGUUCCUGGGAUGAGUGCUUCGGACUUGCUCACUUAGCAGAAUUUAGCUGCAGGUUUGCAGUCUCUUUUUGUGGACGAGGUUUAGGGAUCUUCCUACAUAAAAAUAAAGAGUUUGUUGCAAGUGUGCUUUCC
Molecule: messenger RNA, 34261 nt
Organism: Podarcis lilfordi (Lilford's wall lizard)
Lineage: Eukaryota; Metazoa; Chordata; Lepidosauria; Squamata; Lacertidae
Source: the annotation of a GenBank genome assembly